Apis cerana (Asiatic honeybee) is the source of this 2408-nucleotide messenger RNA. RefSeq names its product phosphatidylinositol glycan anchor biosynthesis class Q (gene PIG-Q). Gene Ontology annotation, biological process: GPI anchor biosynthetic process. The record is from RefSeq and is a predicted model, not a curated record. Lineage: Eukaryota; Metazoa; Arthropoda; Insecta; Hymenoptera; Apidae. Gene Ontology annotation, cellular component: membrane; endoplasmic reticulum.
AUGAUGAAAAAUCUAUUAAUAUUUUUACCAGACAGACUUUACGAAGAAAAAGCUGGAUACAUGUUUGGUAAAGUAGUAUAUGAUGAUAGUACAGAAGUUAAAAAAUUUUAUAUCAUUGGAGUAUGUAAAAUAAAUAAUUUUGAAACAAUGAAAUAUGCCAAUAUAAUUGGAUAUUAUUCUGGUACAGAAGAUAAACAAGAACAUAUGGAUAAAAAAUAUUUAGAUUGGCUUUAUAUAUGUUUGAAUCCUAUAUCUUCUAAAAACAAUAUUUACGAUUAUAUUCUAAAAAGUAUUAUUCUAAACAAUAAAGAAAUUUCUAUUUUAGAUUGUCAUAUAGUUAUUAUAAUAUAUGAUCAAUUAGUUUUUAAAGAAACAGAAUUAUUUGAUCAAAGAGCAAUAUAUGGAGAUCACUUUUAUGAGUUAAUGAAAAUUAUACAAGACAAACAAGUUGAAAAAGAAAUACAGAAAAAAGAAAAAUAUAUUUAUAUAAAAGAAAUAAUAUUUGUGUAUCAUAUGUUCUUAUAUUUUUAUCCAGUUCUUUUUCUUAAUAAAAUAACUAAUAAAUUAUUACCAAUCUUAAAAUAUUCUUUUCUUGGCUUACAUGUUAAUGGAUGGUUAGAAAAUGCAAAAUGGAUGUUGAUCACUAUAAUAAAAAACAAAAAGUUCACAUUGAAGACUGGUAACUAUAUUUUUGCAGUGAUAAUAGAUAUGUUGUUAGGAAUUUCUAUAUUACAAUUAUUGUUAUAUUACUUUGAAUAUACUUCUCCUUCUCAGAUACUUUUGAACAAUGCAGAGAAAGUAGUAACCUUCUUAAAAGAUUUAAUUAAUUGGUUAAUGGGUGUACCAGCUGGUUUGAAAUUAAAUCAUGCUUUAAACAAUAUGCUUGGAAAAUUUUUUUUAUAUCAUAUACAUAUGUGGUGGACAUUUUUAAUAUUUAUGAAACCUGUAAUGGAUUUCACAUUUGAAGUAUUAGUACUGUUUGGAAGACUUGGUAUUACAUUUCAAAUAGCAAUAGCAGCUGAUCUUCUAGCACUUGUCAGUUUUCAUGCAUAUUGUAUUUAUGUAUAUGCAGCAAGGCUUUUUAAUAUUCAAUUAAAAGGUAUUACUGCUUUGUUUCGAUUAUUUUUGGGUAAAAAGAAGAAUCCAUUAAGAGAAAGAAUUGAUUCUUGUCAAUAUCAGCCUGAUCAACUUUUUGUAGGAACUUUAUUAUUUACUAUUUUAUUGUUUCUGAUGCCAACAACUUGGGUUUAUUAUGUAGUUUUUACAAUGUUAAGAUUAGCAUUAAUUAGCUUUGGAGGUUUAUUAACAAGAAUGAAAUUUUAUCUUCAAGUUAUGCCUGUAUAUGCUUUUUUUAAAUGGUUGUUCCAUUCUUAUAGUACUUGCGGUACUGUUAAUAUUAAAAUACAUUCACAUAGAACUGAAAGACCAAUAAUAUUAAUAAUGACAUUAGUAAUAGCAUCAUGGAAUUAUACAUGGAGCAAAUGUAUACCAGAUACAAUUAUUUAUCAUCCACCUAUAGAAUGGAAUAAAAUAAUAAAUAAUAUAAUAUGGGAAAUUACAACUGAAAUAAAUAAUAUUGAUAUCUCAGAAUAUGAUAUUAAUCAAAAAAAAGAAAUGAAUAACCAGGCAGUAAAACAUAAAAAACAAAAGGGAAAAAGAAAAAUAUCAAAUACCAUUAAUAAUAAUGAAAUAAUUAAAGAAACAAAAAUAAUUGAAACAGAGGAUAAUUCUAUUAAAAUGAAAGAAAAUCAAGAUGAAGAAGAAAUAAAUAAUAAGAUAAUACCACCAAAGAAGAAAGCAAAUAUACAUGUAAUAAAUGAUGUAAAUAACAUAGAAGAACUUCAUAAAUGUAAUGUAAAAACUUCAAAACAACCUUCUAAGAGACAGAUAAAAAGAGAAAAGGCUGAGAAAAAAGAAAAUGAAAAAAGAAUGGCCAGUAAAACAGAAGCAAUGAAAAAAGGACUUAAUUAUGUUUCAAAAUGGAAGUAUGCAAGAACUGAAUGGAAAUUUGAAAAAUUACGACAAAUUUGGUUAAUUGAGAAUUUGUUAGAUGAAAUUUCUAUACCAAAUGAUAUUUUCCCAACAGUUUUAGAAUAUUUUGAAGGAUGUAAAGGUAUGGCUAGAGAACAACUUUUAAAGAAAGGUAUGGAUGUUAUAAGAAAAGUAGAAGAAAAUGAAGAAAAUAAAAAUAAGGUGGAAUCUGUUGUUUAUCAAAGAGCAAGAAGACUUCUACAAGCUUUGCCUACUGAAACAUAAUUAGUCUAAAGUUGUAUUUAAAAAUUAUCAAUUAUUUGAUAAUUUUUAUUGAAUAUUUUUUUUAUAUAUUAUUCAAUAUUGCUUUUUUAUUAAUGAAAUAGAUAUAUUAAAUUUUUGUAAAUAUUUAAAUAAUUAAAUUUAUUUGACUAUUA